AUGGCGGAAAAGUCAGACGAUGACUUGGGAAACGAGGAUGUUUCUUCGACAAAUAGUGGACGAAUAACAUUUAAUCAAGUUAAAUUCGUCGGUAUUGAGUAUCCAGGAUACAUCAAAGAUGAAAACCAGAUGCUCGAAACACUAGGAGGAGAAGAAACUGUGGCAAAAACUUACUCCAGCUCGGGGAGGAGAUUAGAACUGUCUUUUCGUCCGGACGAUCCAUACUGCCAUGCGGUAUGCGGUGAUCGAUACUCUACUCCAAACCUUUUGCUCAGAGUAAAACAACGAAAAAAGAAGAGUAGAGAUGGGAGUAACCAGUCGACGGUAGUAAAAUAUGAGCAGGAGAUACUCGGGAUAGUGGCGAACACAUUCAAGUAAGAUAUUGUAGCUGGUGCAAUGUUCAAGCUUUACUACCUGGGCUGAAUUGCUCAAAGCAUGGUUAGCUUUAACCAUUGGUUAAGCAGUAUCAAAACCAAUAGGUUGUCAAGGUAUUAAACGCUGGUUAACGCUAACCAUGCUUCGAGCAACUGGGCCCUGGUCUUUAAUAUUAGGUUAUUUUAUGAUGCAUUACCAAUACAGUGAAAUAGCGGUUUUGCUGAAGAGCUUUGUCAAAUCUAAGGUGCAUUUCAGACGCAGUGAUGCAGUAUGCGGUGAUCAAAUGAAAUUUGACUUUAGCACUGCAGCAGCAUAGAAUGGUAGAGAAAAUCGGAAAACCGAUUUGCAUGACAGUUCUCUGCUUGCACUUACAUUAGUAGUCAUACUACUGCCGUGUAUUAUAGUGAUGGCUCUUCUCCUCAGGUCACAGCUCAUGUUUCACAAGUAACAGGUCCAGGGCUCUCAACCCCCCAUGUCUUCAAAUAUUGAGAAUUGAUAGGGAACUAAGGGAAAUGAUAAUAGAUGACAUCAUACGGCAUGGCACAUGACGUGAUUUGAGCAAAAAAUAUUCGUUGACUCCAAUCACCACAAAGUUGUGAUGGCACAAAACACAUGAAAAAGAUGUUAUUUGCAUAGUAACAUUUGACCUGAUUGGUUAGCUUCCCACCAAUCACAUUAUUAUUAAGUUACAAUGGCGUACCUGAGUUUUUGAGGAUGUUAACAUUACAAUAGCUCAAACAAUGCAACAGAUGACAUUUUUAAUAUUGUUGGAACGUCGAGUCUACUGAAAUGAAGAAAUGGCAAACUUCAGCAAUUAUCUGGGAGAUUUUAUACUCUAACCUGGAGACCGGGAGAUACAGUCCAAGAUUUGGAGUCUCCCAGAUUAUGACAGCACUGCAGGUCACAGGUGCUCGCAGAGUCUGUUGAACUUCAAAUAUUGUGUGUAGUUAGGUAUCGUCUUGUGUCAAUUCUUGUAGGGUUAAAAUAAGGAAAGCCCUGAAGGCUGUGUUGAAUAUAGACAAUAGAAACCAUUUUAAUUAGGUCUCUGUAUUUUCAGGUUUGAAGUAUUGGCAGAUUUUCAGUAUCUUGUUCCUGACAUGCCUGAGUUUUUAAAGGAAGUUAAAGAUGCCUAUGCUUUGGAUCAAGAUAUUCCCCUUCAUCUUCCUCCUCCAGUGUUUGCACGAUUUGACAAACCACAAAAUUAUAAUUACCAAUCUGUUCCACACAGCAAUAAACAAGAAAAUAACGCAGAUGAGGAAAGGUGCGGGCAAUCUCUGCAUGAGAUUAUUAUUUUUUAUAGUCACUGUAAAACUCAAAGGGUUUUGUCUAUCAUUUCUCUCUGAUUUUCAUUUAGGUUUUGGUUGCAAUGUUUUAACUGCGCACUUCAGGUCUUCAUCAGGCAAUAGUGUCAAUUUGGCUAUUAAUAUCUUAGUAAGGAUCAUGAAACAAAUGAUCAACAAAACUAUUUUUACUCAUCAACCACAAUGAAAAAUAUCUUUCAUGAUGGUGACCAGAAAUAUUUAUGGUAUGUCAGUGUCUCCCCCUGGAGGAAAAAGCCAAUCAUACAUAACUUAACAGUAAACUCCAACUGUAAUUAGUUUAUGGUCUUUUGGUCUGCUCAUAUGUUCUGAUCUUCGUUGUGAUUGGUCAUCUCUUCAACAGGUGUUCACAAAUUUCUGAGUUUGACUCACUAUAAUAUUUCUCUGUUAAGAUUUUUCAGUAACCCAUGUUUAGUUAAGCUAAACAUGAACCCAUGUUUAGUUAAGCUAAACAUGAAAUAGUAUUAUUAUAUUUAGACUAUUAAAAUCACAGGGUGAGUUACAAAUUAGAAAAUCAGCUUCCCUGAUUAGGGUGAAAAGUCCCUUUAGUUAACCAGCCCCAAGAAAUGAAAAGCUAAGCAUGACAUUUGACAAAUACAUUUAAACCCUUCUCAACAGACAUCUUAUUAAGAUAAGCAUCUUCCUUAAAAUUGCUGCAGAUAGGUUUUUUGUUAACUCAUUCCUUUGACUUUCAAUAGAAACUCUUUAGAACUUUAGAGUUUGUGUGAUAGAGAAUGUGAUGAGCUAGUUUUAAAAAUAUUUUUCAUUUGUUUAUUAUUGUUCUUUUAACUCAGAUCUACUAGAAAACUUUGCAUACAUGUAUGCUUUUCUUUCUCUAUCCUUUAUUCACUUUCUUGCUUGCUUCCUUUCCUAAAUUUAUUUUGAAGAGCAGAGAUAUCAUAAAAAUUGCCAAGAAAUUCCUGCAAUUUGUUCUUCAGUGAUAGUACUAACAUUUGUAUGUGUAACCGUUUUCAGUUCAACUGGAACAAGCACUAGAAUGAGACGACCAGCUAAUGCCAUGGCUGUCAACUUUAGUAUGGCUGAGGUCCCUUCAUCACCAAAUCCCAAAGCUGUGGAAAUAGCAACUAAAACAAAAGAUGUUCAUUUGGAGACAAUAAAAAAACUGUUUACCACAAGACCUAUCUGGUCAAAAACUGCACUACUAUGUCACAUGAAUGGUGUAUCAAAUGAAAGGCUUAAAAAUUUACUGGCAUAUGUUGCAUUUUACUGGAUCAAUGGACCAUGGAGAACAUUAUGGAACAGGUUGGGCUAUGAUCCUCGAAAAGAUCCUAGUGCAAAAAUGUAAGUUGUAAAUUUUUUUACUUGGUGGCUGCUUCACUGGUGAUGUAAGGAGGUGAGGUGCCCGGAAGAGUGUAGCUUGUGAACAAGCUCUCCGGGGUGCUCUGUUGACAGGGCAGGAAAAGAAAGGAGAGCUUGCAACUGCGUCUCUGGAUUUUGAAUAUCUGCAUUGAAAAAGUUGAUGCAAAAUGCUGAUUGGCGGAGAUGACAGCAAUGACGUCAUUACUCUUGGUACGUGUUUUUUAAUAUUUGUUUACAUUCCUGUGCUGAUUGGCGGAUAUCUAACAGCACAGUCGACGGGGAACCAAAGGGGAAUUGGAGGUGAUGUUCAAAUUCCAGAGACAUAGUUGCAAGCCUCUCUCCUCCGCAGAGGUUCCCCCUGGGUAUUCCUAAAAAAAAUAGCAAUAAUCGAAAAAAUAGAAAGCGUGCAGGGGACGAUGGGAAGAGGGAAAAGGUGCCCAGCGUACUCUCUUUUUCUUUCUCCCCAGCCUCCCCACAACACAAUAGGCGUCUGUGGAGGAGAGAGGUUUUAAGCUCUCCUUCCUUUUCCCGCUCCACUGCCAGAGUUCUCCAGAGAGCUUGCUCGCAGGCUAGGGGGAGCGGGGGGACUCCAUAUAAUGACCUGUAGGUCAAAUCUCUGCUUGAAAGCGGUCAGGCUUCAUGUAAAUCAAAGGUAGGGAAUUCAGGAGUUGACAGAUAUGAAAGGGUAGAAAAUAUAUCAUUUGAGUGUUUAAAAGGGUCUUUUAUGAAAAAUUUCGAAAAGAUGCACCUUAUGGUUAUAUCAUUUUAAUUUAUUAAACGUUAUCUUACGCUACACAAAUUUUAUUAAAAAUAGCACAAAAAUGACAAGAAGACUGCCUGUUUCAGUGGUUUAUUCUAAUUAACAGGGGUACCAUUUUUCAAUAGACUGUGUAUAAAAGGGAUUCCUUUUUCCCUUAAUAAUGGUAUAAUAAAGGGUUAGGCGCAACUAGCAGUUAAGAGCCUGGAACAGGCUAAUUCGUAUUAAUUUAUGCUUGUGUCUUAAGAACUGUUUCAACAUUCAACAGAUAUCAGAUGUUAGAUUACCGUAUUGGAAGCAGAAAAGAGACUAGAGACCUUCCAAUAAAAGCCAAGAGAGAUUCAAGUGUUUACAUUCUACCAAACUUAAUAAAGAAAGGAGGCACUUCUAAAACAUUAGUAAAAGAAGUUGUGAGGAUCAGCAGUGAUGAUAAAGCAAGUGAAGAACAAACUCAAGAGCAAGAAUAUCCAUAUGUGUUCACCCCCGAUAAAAUGCCCAAACAAAAACAGUUGUUUUAUCAACUGUGCGAUCUACAUGAUCCAGAGAUUCAGGGACUUAUCAGCAAAAAUGACGGACAGGUCAGUAUUUUAUCUUUAAGUUUUAUUUUUUACACAGUCGAACUUUUCUAAAGGCGUAAAUUAUACCUUAUUGUAGGAAAUCAACGCCUCAUGAAAUGAACGCGAAUUUUUUAUAUUCGCGUUAAUUCAACUGUUAAAUUAAGUCGUAUCAAUUUUUGUAAACGUUAAUUUCUGCGCUGUUAACUAAGUGGAGCGUUAAUUUCCGCAACCCUAAUAUCUAUCAUUUGGACCCCAAAUUCUAGAUACACUUCUGGCACUCUUGAUACUUAAGAAAGAGGAGCAUUUUAUCAGGGUGGAGAUCCGCGUGUAACAGUGAAACUGUGAAGAACCCUCGAAGUGGCCAGAUUUCUUCGCUUGACCCCCUUCGAACGUGAAGAGAAAGAAGCACGAACAAGUUUCCAUUUCGGUUAUACUUUCCUGUUGUCUCAACAAGUUUUGUUUCUUUGUAAACGUCGCGUUAAUUUCCUUCAUCAUGAAAUGUUACCCUCUCUUUUGCGUUAAUUACCUUUAUUCGACAGUCGGUUUGUCGCGUUUAGAGAGCUUUAGAUUCUAAGACGAGUACGACUACGAGUAUGAGAUUUUCUCUAUAGUAAGUAGUGCUCGUGCGUGAACCAGCGUCAUUUUGGAGGGAAAACAUGAUAGCCGUCGUCACUCUACUAGGAAUUUUAGCGAGAAUGUCGAAGUGGCGGAAACAAGUUAUCAAAUUUUUGAAGUUUGAUCAAAUCUCGUUCUCCUAGGCGUCCUCGUCCUCCAAUCUAAAGGCCUCUAAUUUCCAAUACCUAAUUUCAUGGAGCGUGAAUUUCCUCUAUAAAGGUAGGGAGAAUAGCGUGUCUGUAAAGGGGUGUCUACGUAGCACUAAGCAAUUAGGGUCAGUUGUUAAAACAGAGUUUACCAGGUAGUGUAAACAAAGCAACGUUCUAAAGUGUUUUAAAUUUGGCCAAUCUUGGCAUCUAAACAUUAUUUAUUAUCAAAAGUAGGUUGAGUUUGAUCGUCCUGGUGAACGUAGCCCUGAAUAGGACUGUUGUUGUUGACAGUGACUGACGUUUCGACAACCUGUGCGGUAGUCAUCUUCAGAGUCAAAGUGAGUUGUAUGACGUCAGUUGAUGGUAUUAUACUCUGGUUAUUGAUUUGAUUGGUCAAUUACGUCGUGAUGUUAUUGGUCGUCUGUCAGUUAAACCGUGAUGUUAUUGGCUAUGGAGACUCGUAAUCAGUAAUUGGUGCGUUUCGAUCCGUCUAUUGUCACAGUUAAACAGUCGUCUAUUGUUAGUCAAAUUGUCAUUCUCUCGUAGUUAGUUUUGCUUGAUCUCGUCAAUAAGUCGUUUGUACGGCGCUGGUAACUGUUGGCUACGAUUCAGUGGCGUUUGUUCUAAGUUAGUAAACCAGCUUUCUAAAGUAAGACGUUGAUAGCAGUCUGUAGAAUACGUUAUACAUGUCGCAGAGUCCCAGUCAAUUUGAUGUUUCGUCUUUAAAUGGUGCUCAGCAAUGUGAUUGUUGACGUCAGCAUUCUUCGUAGCUCGUUUGUGUUUGGUCAGUCGCGUGCUUAGGUUUCUGCCGGUUUCACCAAUGUAAGAAGCCUGGCAGUCGCAGCAUUUGAUCUUGUAUACUGCUCCCUGUCUGUCCUCCGGUUUGUCUUUGUCCUUGACAUUAGUAAGCAGUCGCCGUAAAGUGGUUAUCGGUUUGUGUGCAACACGUAUAUUUUAAGGUUGUAAUAUACGUGCAAUAGUUUCAGAGGUGCCUCUGAUGUACGGUAUAGUCGCUGUCGUAACAGGGCCAGAGUUUUAUUUAUUAUGAUCAUCAUCAAGAAGGCUUUCAGUUAGAAAAAAAAAACUUGGUGAUCAGCCAAGCUGAAUGUUUAGUUACUGUCUUAAAACGUAAGUUAGACUUUGUUUAAAUACCAAACUUUUGGAUUUUGGGCCCUACGGUAACGCUUAAAGAAGUACCGAUUCUACUUGGAACUUCAGCUGGAAGCAUUUGUAUCUGGAAAUCCCUCAAGACUUGGUCGAUGGUAUCCAAGGCAACCAUUAACCAAUCAUAAGUAACGCUUGUCCACCCAAACGAUGCCAGAGAUCAUUGUGGCAAAAGCGUGUGUUCCCCUUAUAGUUUUCUGGAGUGGGGAAUUAAAGUAAGACAACCUUCUGAUACCAUUGCAUUUUGGUUUUACUUUAAUGUGUUAGGAAGACGAGCUCCUUGAUCGUGAUGGAUGGUGUUUACCAGGAACAGCUAAUGAGAUUCGAGAGAUUCUUCAUCGACGGACCGCUGAUUUGGCCGAGAGGUUCAAACAACAACAGUCAGGGGUGGGGGAGGAGGUGGAACAGACUACAUCUCAAUUACAGCUCACAGGGGAGGAGUGGACUGGUCACGAGGGAGUCAAAAACUUCUUGGAAUUACUGGAAAAGGACGAUGACAUUGAAGCGUACGAUAUUUUUGACGACGUAACAGAAGGCGACGAGUAAUCGUAAGGUGUAUUUGCUUCAGAGAAUUGUACGCUAAUGGUGUUGUUAAUCUUUCUUCGCCUAUUUUGAAACGAGUUCACACGAUUAUUUUCUAACGAAAGAGAGGUGAACAUCCUUGAACAGCGUAUGACUUGCUUAGCAGAUUCCAAAACAGGUUUGGGGGCUGGGGGGGGAUCUCAUAUUUAAGAGAAGGG
Messenger RNA from Porites lobata, 6996 nucleotides. The record is from the annotation of a GenBank genome assembly. Lineage: Eukaryota; Metazoa; Cnidaria; Anthozoa; Scleractinia; Poritidae.